Acomys russatus (golden spiny mouse) is the source of this 1262-nucleotide messenger RNA. RefSeq names its product high mobility group 20A (gene Hmg20a). Gene Ontology annotation, biological process: regulation of gene expression. The record is from RefSeq and is a predicted model, not a curated record. The transcript is spliced from 8 exons. Bases 1 to 1044 code for a protein of 347 amino acids. Gene Ontology annotation, cellular component: nucleus. NCBI's taxonomy places the organism in Eukaryota, Metazoa, Chordata, Mammalia, Rodentia, Muridae.
AUGGAAAACUUGAUGACUAGUUCUACUUUGCCGCCCCUUUUUGCAGAUGAAGAUGGCUCCAAGGAGAGUAAUGAUAUGGCUGCAACUGGGUUAACACACCCCGAGGGUCCGUAUGGCAGUGCAGCCACAUCGUCCACCAACAACCCAGAAUUUGUGGAGGAUCUCUCUCAGGGCCAGCUGCUUCAGAGUGAGUCUUCCAAUGCUGCUGAAGGCGGUGAGCAAAGGCAUGAAGAUGAGCAAAGAAGUAAACGAGGAGGUUGGUCCAAAGGGAGAAAAAGGAAGAAACCUCUUCGAGACAGCAAUGCACCCAAAUCCCCCCUUACAGGAUAUGUUCGCUUCAUGAACGAGCGUAGAGAACAGCUUCGAGCGAAGAGACCAGAGGUCCCAUUUCCAGAGAUCACCAGGAUGCUGGGCAAUGAGUGGAGUAAACUGCCUCCCGAGGAGAAACAGCGCUACCUUGAUGAAGCAGACAGAGAUAAGGAGCGUUACAUGAAGGAGCUGGAGCAGUAUCAGAAGACCGAGGCCUACAAGGUCUUCAGUAGGAAAACCCAGGACCGCCAGAAGGGCAAAGCGCAUAGGCAAGAUGCAGCCCGACAGGCCACUCAUGAUCAUGAGAAAGAAGCAGAGGUAAAGGAACGCUCUGUUUUUGACAUUCCUAUAUUUACAGAAGAAUUCCUGAACCACAGCAAAGCUCGUGAGGCAGAGCUCCGGCAGCUUCGUAAAUCCAACAUGGAGUUUGAAGAAAGGAAUGCAGCCCUACAAAAGCACGUGGAGAGCAUGCGCACAGCGGUGGAGAAGCUGGAGGUGGAUGUGAUCCAGGAGCGGAGCCGAAACACUGUCCUUCAGCAGCACCUAGAGACCCUGCGGCAGAUGUUGACCAGCAGCUUUGCCAGCAUGCCGCUGCCUGGAAGUGGAGAAAUACCAACCGUGGACACCAUUGACUCGUACAUGAACAGACUGCACAGUAUAAUUUCAGCUAAUCCCCAAGACAACGAAAACUUCAUAGCUACAGUCCGAGAGGUUGUGGGCAGGCUUGAUCGCUAAGCACUGGUGAGUGAGUGCACACUGGUAGGAUAGUGCCACCCCCCACCCCAUCUUCACAAGUGGGUGUCCUCAGACCAUCAGGACUGCUGGGACCUGGAAGUGCACUGCACUGAGUAACUAAAGUGGCGGCCUGACCUCCAUUCCUCUUAUGUAAUUGCUAGAAGUCUUUCUCAGUAAUAUUAAAAAACAGACUCAGGGUGGCUUCUCAUACAUGUUUC